AUGUUCCCAAGCCAGCCAAGGACCAUCAUAGGUGCAGCUGGGCCAAACAGCAAGAGCAUCGCGCGUCCUCAUUUGAGGGGCAGAAGGGCCUCAGAGUUUCGGCCCAACCGUUCAAGAACCAGUUUCUUGAACCCUGAUGUUUGCUCGGCCGUGCUUGCCACUCUUGCAGUGUGCCGGCGUUGUUGCUCUAGACAUGGAGGCUUGGCCCAGAGGGCAACCCGGCAGGUGCCGCCCAGACCACCGAAAGAAGAGCCAACUCCCUUUCCAAGAGAGCCAAUCUUUCCACCAGCUGCCUUUCGCUUGCUGGAGUUGUAUCAUGACGAGCCAGAUCUCCAGGAGUUGAUUGACGCCUUGGAAGAUUUUCAAGAGCUGCAUGAACGAGAUCGGCAUUGGGGACAAUUUCCCAAUCAUGUAGCUGAUUGUCGGAAUAUCGCGUACAACAAAGGACAACUUAGAAUUGUUCAAGGAAUCCUCAGCAACAUUGAGCAGGAGGAGAGUGAAGACCUACGCAUGGUUGCACUUGACACGCUGCUUUCAUUGAUGAUCGGGGGGUGCCUGGGCCUGUGGUGCCGCUUCCUGCCAUGGCAUUGUGCAAGUUUCCUUUGUCCUUCUCAGCCCUUGGGAUCGUGA
Molecule: messenger RNA, 630 nt
Organism: Durusdinium trenchii
Lineage: Eukaryota; Dinophyceae; Suessiales; Symbiodiniaceae
Source: the annotation of a GenBank genome assembly